AUGAAAACUCUCGCUCUUCUCCAUCUCCUACUCUCACUUUCGGUUUCUCUCUCUACAUCAAAACACCACGGCUAUGGCAGUAGUGGCGGUGGAAACCUUCAAGGUUUUACACUUGAUCUUAUUCAUAGAGACUCUCCACUAUCACCUCUCUACAACCCAACUCAUUCCCGAUCAAACCGAGUUCAAAAUGCUUUCAAUCGGUCCAUUUCUCGAGCUUCCACUCUUUCAAGAAGGGCAGGUUUUACCACGAAAAUAGAAGCAGACAUUUUUGAGGUCCCAGGGGAAUACGUAAUGUCAAUCCAGAUUGGAACUCCACCCGUAAAAGUUGUUGGAGUUGCUGAUACCGGGUCCGACCUCACGUGGGCCCAGUGUCAACCUUGCCAGAACUGUUACAAGCAAGUCAAUCUGCCCUAUCUUGUACCCUCUUCUUCAUCCACUUAUCAACAACUAUCAUGCCAAUCAAAGGGAUGUGAAGCCCUAGAAGAAAACCAAUCAUCAUGUGACUCACAAAACACGUGUCAAUACAAAAUGAUGUAUGGGGAUCGCUCUUACACAUCAGGUGACCUUGCUAUGGACACUUUUUGGUUCGGGUUAACCCCUAUGAAAAACGUGGCUUUUGGUUGUGGACAUGAUAAUAAUGGCACGUUUAACGUGAAUGUUUCUGGGAUCAUUGGUCUUGGUGGCGGCCCACUUUCUAUAGUCAACCAAUUAAAUUCCGUCGUGCAGGGUCAGUUUUCAUACUGUUUGACUCCACAGUUUAACGACAUCACAAACCAAACAAGCAAGAUUUACUUCGGUGAACUUGCAAAAGUCAACGGGUCAAACGUCGUUUCAACUCCCAUGAUACGAAAGGAGCCAUCGACGUACUACUACCUUACAUUACAAAGCGUGUUGGUUGGAAACACUAGUGUGUCAUACGAGCGAUCCUUUUCGAAAAAUAAGGUUGUCAAAGGUAACAUUAUCAUAGAUUCUGGUACGACACUGACACUUGUCAACCGGGAUUUCUUUAGUGCGUUGAUUUCGGUUUUGACGGAUGCCAUUGGAGGUCAAACUGUUGAGGAUCCACAAGGAUUGUUUGAGCUUUGUUACAGCGAUUUAGAAUUGACACUUGUCCCGAAGAUGACCUUCCGGUUUGACGGUGCUGACGUGGAGUUGCCGGCGACGAGUACUUUUUUGGAAGUGCAGAAAGGUUUGAGUUGUUUGACGAUUGUUCCGGUGGAUGAUUUGGCUAUUUUUGGGAAUUUGUUACAGCAGAAUUUUUUGGUGGGGUAUGAUUUGGUAAAUGAGAAGGUUUAUUUUAAGCCUACUGACUGCAUGAGACAUGAAGUUGACUAG
Messenger RNA from Lactuca sativa (garden lettuce), 1335 nucleotides. RefSeq names its product aspartic proteinase CDR1. The record is from RefSeq and is a predicted model, not a curated record. Gene Ontology annotation, cellular component: extracellular region. NCBI's taxonomy places the organism in Eukaryota, Viridiplantae, Streptophyta, Magnoliopsida, Asterales, Asteraceae. Gene Ontology annotation, molecular function: aspartic-type endopeptidase activity. Gene Ontology annotation, biological process: proteolysis.